Molecule: messenger RNA, 2417 nt
Organism: Impatiens glandulifera
Lineage: Eukaryota; Viridiplantae; Streptophyta; Magnoliopsida; Ericales; Balsaminaceae
Product: zinc finger BED domain-containing protein DAYSLEEPER-like
Exons: 2
Coding region: 165-2213 (682 amino acids)
Molecular function (GO): DNA binding; protein dimerization activity
Source: RefSeq, a predicted model, not a curated record
UUGCCAAAUUCGGUCCAAUUCAUCUUUUAACGGGUUCGAGCCCAAUUCUCUCUCUCUCUCCUCCUGCGAAACCCUAGAUCUCUUGCAGCUGCCUGCAAUCUGACCGGAAAACUGCUCGUCUUGGACCUUGGUUGAUCGGCUCUUCUUCCGCUCCUCGAGAGACAAUGGAUAUCUCCGCUGAAAAUAUUGAAAACAAUGAGUUGGUCACCUUAGAAACACCUACGAUCAAACGAAGGAAGAAGAAGUCAGUUGUGUGGGAACACUUCACAAUCGAGACAGUUGGUGCAGGAUGCAGAAGGGCUUGCUGUAAAGUUUGCAAACAAUCCUUUGCCUACAGCACGGGCUCGAAAGUUGCAGGAACCAGCCACCUUAAACGUCAUAUCGCUAAAGGUUCAUGCCCAAUGCUUCUCAAGAAUCAGCAAAACCAAUCGGCUACUCCAUUUAGCGCGCCUUCUAAACUGGCUAACGGCUCUUCUUAUACUCCUAGAAGACGUUACAAAACAACUGCCCCGCCCUACUUUGCCUUUGAUUCAGAUCGCGUUAGACAUGAAUUGGCGAGGAUGAUGAUCAUCCAUGACUAUUCUCUUCACAUGGUGGAAAAUCAGGGAUUCAUUAAUUUUGUACAGAAUCUCCAGCCUCGAUUUGACAUGCUGAGCUUCAAUUCAGUCCAGGGAGAUUGUGUGGCGACUUAUCUGCGUGAGAAGACGAGUUUGCAGAAGAUGAUUGAGUCUAUUCCGGGUCGGUUCUGUCUCACGCUCGAUAUGUGGACAUCCAAUUUAACGGUUGGUUAUGCUUCUAUAUCUGGGUAUUUUAUUGAUAAUGAGUGGAAACUUCAUCGGAAAAUGCUUAGCCUUGUGAUGGAGCCUUAUCCCGAUUCCGACACAGCUAUCAGCCAUGCUGUCGCAACUUGUCUUUCCGACUGGAAUAUGGACGGUAGGUUGUUUUCGAUUACCAUUAAUCAGAGUUUAAGCGAAUCUGCCAACGAUAAUCUACGAGCGUUGGUUUCGAUCAAGAACCCUCUAGUACUCGGCGGUCAGUUGUUAAUCGGGAGCUGUCUCGCUCGAACUUUAAGCCGAAUCGCGCAUGAAGCGUACACGGCGAGCGACAAAAUCAUAAGGAAAGUCCGAGACAGUGUAAAGUACGUUAAGAUAUCUGAAUCCCAUGAAGAUAUUUUCCACAAGUUGAAACAACAGCUUCAAGUCCCGGGCAGUAAGAAUCUUAUUAUAGACGAUCAAAUGCAAUGGAACAGAACAUUUGAAAUGCUUUCAGCCGCUUCCGAAGUGAAAGAAGUAUUCUCGUGUUUGGACACAGUGGAUCCCGAUUACAAACCAGGCCCUACUAUGGAAGAAUGGAAACAUGUCGAUACCAUCUGUACCUACUUGAAAUUCCUAAUCGAAACCGCCAAGAUCUUAACUUCCUCAACCCUUCAAACGACGAACAUGUUCUUCCACGAGGCAUGGAAGAUUCAGCUGGAGCUCACAAGAGCCUCUGCCAGCGAAGAUCCAUUGAUCGCAAGUAUAACUAAACCGAUGAUGGAAAAGUUCGAUCGGUAUUGGAAAGACUGUUGCCUAGUAUUGGCGAUUGCUGUCGUCAUGGACCCCCGGUUCAAGAUGAAGCUAGUAGAAUUCAGCUUCUCUAAGAUAUACGCCGAAAACGUAAACGAUGUAAUCAAGAUCAUCGACGACGGUAUUCACGAGCUUUAUCAGGAAUACGUCGCCAUCCCUCUUCCGCAGACGCCUAAUUAUGCCGCGGAAGAUGACAACGGUAAUAAUAAUAAUGACAACGAGAGUGGGAAGUUCGACGCUGGGGUGAGCGAAGAUGUGCUAGGGCUAGGGGGGCUGGCGGAUUUCGACAUGUUUAUAAUGGAGACGAGUAGCCAGCAGUCGAGAUCGGAGUUGGAUCAGUACUUGGAGGAAUCGUUGUUGCCUAGGGUUCACGAGUUUGACGUAUUGGGGUGGUGGAAUAUAAACAAGAUGAAGUACCCGACGCUGUCGAGGAUGGCUCGUGAUAUAUUGACGAUACCGGUUUGUAGCGUUCAUAAGGACCUAGUAUAUAGUAGGGUUGGAAGGGUCAUGGAUUCCAAUCAAAGUUCUUUGAGGCCGGAGACGCUCGAAGCGCUUGUUUGUGCAAAAGACUGGUUAGAAGGAGGGGUAAGUGAAAUCUAUGUCGAAGAAACUACCAAUCCCCAUUUGAAAAUGGAUUUUCCGGUCUAGUUUUUAUUGUUUAUUAUUAUUUGGAUAUUCUUCAUUGUUGAACUUCUUCAAUGUGUAGUAACAGUAGACUAUAGACAAUAGUAGGAUUUCAAAAGAAUUAUAUCAUCUGAUGAGGGUGGGUCAUUAGGAUUUUAAAUCUUUUACUGUUUCUUUCUUUCUGGGAUUAAUUAAUAAUCUUCUUUUUUUUAAUUUUCUUGGUUUUAA